GCUCUCUAGCGCUCAUCUGGCCCUGCUCCGCUGCAGCUGCUCGGUCAACGAAUGGCAUCUUUCUCGACAUCACGGGGCUGAAAACCCCACUCCGCUGAUGAUUAAUUUAUAGCUUUAACACACAGCAGGUUGCAGAAAAUCUGAUCGUUUUCCAAAACGGCCCGGUUUCCAGCCAUAUGAAUAAAAAAACAGUAUACCCCGUUUUUUGUCGAUGACAGGGACUCGCUAUUCAACCAGCAUGAAAUAAUUCUAUUGCAUGAAGGAAUUGGAGCCGGGAAAGACAGCAUGAAGUUACAAAUCUCCGGUCUUUUGCUCGUAACUGCAGUAGCCUAUGCAACGAUAGAAGCUCCUGAGGAGUUUGUCUCACUGGCUGAGAUGGAGGACACGUUGUUGAGGAAUCUUUUUCGGGGCUAUCAGAAGUGGGUGAGACCUAUCCUUCACGCCAACGACACGAUUACCGUUCGCUUUGGUCUGAAGAUCUCGCAGCUGGUGGAUGUGGAUGAAAAGAAUCAACUAAUGACGACAAAUGUCUGGUUGUGGCAGGAGUGGACAGACUAUAAGCUUCGGUGGAAUCCGGAAGAUUACGGUGGAAUCACAUCCAUCAGAGUGCCCUCAGAAACCAUCUGGCUACCAGACAUUGUCCUUUACGAGAAUGCUGAUGGCCGAUUUGAGGGUUCUCUGAUGACCAAAGCCAUUGUAAGGUUUAAUGGUACCAUCAUGUGGACUCCUCCUGCCAGCUAUAAAUCCUCCUGUACCAUGGAUGUCACCUUUUUCCCCUUCGACAGGCAGAACUGCUCGAUGAAGUUUGGAUCGUGGACAUACGAUGGCACUAUGGUGGACCUGACUCUGUUAGACGCAUAUGUAGACCGUAAAGACUUCUUUGACAAUGGCGAAUGGGAAAUACUCAACGCCACCGGCCAGAGAGGAAGUCGGCGUGACGGCAUUUACUCUUAUCCUUACGUCACAUAUUCGUUCAUUCUGAAACGUCUUCCUCUGUUUUACACACUCUUUCUCAUCAUCCCAUGUCUGGGUCUGUCGUUUCUCACGGUUCUGGUCUUCUACCUCCCCUCGGAUGAAGGAGAAAAGCUGUCCCUCUCCACCUCCGUCCUUGUGUCUCUCACUGUGUUUCUUCUUGUCAUCGAAGAGAUCAUUCCAUCUUCCUCUAAAGUCAUUCCUCUGAUUGGAGAGUAUCUGCUUUUUAUCAUGAUCUUCGUCACAUUCUCGAUCAUCGUGACUGUGUUCGUCAUCAACGUCCAUCAUCGUUCUUCUGCCACGUACCAUCCAAUGGCGCCGUGGGUUAAGAGUCUUUUCCUUCAGAGAUUACCCAGACUGCUCUGCAUGAGGGGACAUACUGAUCGCUAUCAGUACCCAGACAUCGAGCUGCGGAGCCCAGAGCUAAAACGAGGGAUGAAGAAAGGGCAACAGAAGAGUGCCGGAGGAGGGCGAGGAGGGUUAAAGGAAGAUGAGAAUCAGGCCUGGAUUGCUCUGUUGGAGAAAGCCACUCACUCAGUGCACUACAUUUCCAGACACAUCAAGAAGGAACACUUCAUCAGAGAGGUUGUUCAGGAUUGGAAGUUUGUGGCUCAGGUAUUGGACCGGAUCUUCCUCUGGGUCUUUCUUACAGUUUCUGUGCUUGGGACCAUCCUCAUCUUCACCCCAGCUCUGCACAUGUACCUCAGCACAUAAAAAAAACAGCCUACCAAAUCUCCUUUACCCUCGACAACAUUCUUAUGACCCCUCUGAAAUAUAUAGUUCCCACAAUAUCACAGGAAUCCUUCUAAACGUCAUUUUCUGACCUAGCCACAUCUGUAAUCCUCCUAAAAUUCAGCUCCUAGCUCUCCUUUCAACUGUGAAAAAAAAGUCAAACUUUUAAAACAUUUUCAGCCCGUUUAACACAUAACUAAGAAUCAUCUUAUGAAGUUGGGGUUGUUUGGAUUUGUGUAAUCUCUCCAAAUGGGUCAUGGGUUUAAAGAUCUUUAAUAAUUUGACUUUACUGUGAUGUAAAAGGUGUAACCACAUCUUUAUCUUUUAUUUAUUUAGGUUGGGUAAAAAUUGUGUCAGUGUUCAUUUACGUUAUAUUUUACAGUAAUAUUUUAUCAUUCCGGUCAUUAGGAAACAAACCUAUUCAAUAGAUUAAAAUUUCAAUCUGUAUGCAAUAAAUAUUUAUUUUUUACACUAUACAGAUAUUACUCUGGAUGAUGAUAGCAUGGAGAAGAUUAGUAGAUUGGAUAGUAAUUAUGUGAAAUUAUAACAGUAUCUCUAUUAUUGGGACAGGUUCCUUACUGUACAGUCUUGCAUAUAUUGUCCUAGUUUUUAGUACUGUUAAAUGCAUGUAGUAUCAUGCCUUUGGAUGACAGUAUGCAUAUGUAAAUGUUAUGCAGAUGAGGCCAUGCAUAAUACAAAGUGCAUGUGUAUGUAUCUACAAUCUUCCACAAUCUGGGAUUUAUAAAAAAAAGACAUUUACACAGAUGCAUAUACUGUAUGGUGCAUAUAUGGAUUUAUAAAUCUCAAUAUCUCCCAUUUGUGCUUAUAGGAUGAAGUCUACACCACAUGUUAAACAUUCUUAUCCCUAAAUCCUUGGAGAUACUGUCGCUGAUUCAAGUGGGAGAGAUUACUUGAUCACAGCUUGUGUUUGGCAUCAUAAGCAAGGACUUUAUUAUGAUAUCCAUCUUUAUUUCUGUUGAUUCACACUGGUCAGUAAAUGGAAAUGUCAUUGUA
Molecule: messenger RNA, 2718 nt
Organism: Carassius gibelio (silver crucian carp)
Lineage: Eukaryota; Metazoa; Chordata; Actinopteri; Cypriniformes; Cyprinidae
Product: neuronal acetylcholine receptor subunit non-alpha-3
Exons: 6
Coding region: 286-1686 (466 amino acids)
Biological process (GO): monoatomic ion transmembrane transport; signal transduction; regulation of membrane potential
Cellular component (GO): synapse; neuron projection; postsynaptic membrane
Molecular function (GO): transmembrane signaling receptor activity; acetylcholine-gated monoatomic cation-selective channel activity
Source: RefSeq, a predicted model, not a curated record